This is a messenger RNA of Artibeus jamaicensis (Jamaican fruit-eating bat), 2499 nucleotides long. It is a transcript of the gene RAB18, whose product is annotated as RAB18, member RAS oncogene family. The coding region runs from base 135 to 755 and encodes 206 amino acids. Gene Ontology annotation, molecular function: GTP binding; GTPase activity. The record is from RefSeq and is a predicted model, not a curated record. The transcript is spliced from 7 exons. NCBI's taxonomy places the organism in Eukaryota, Metazoa, Chordata, Mammalia, Chiroptera, Phyllostomidae.
GCUUCAGCAAUCCACCGUCAGUAAAAAGAAGGUGGCAGCGGCGGAGGAGCAGUGCGCAUGUACGGGCAGCUCUCUUCGGUGAGGGUUUGAGAGCCAGACGGUGGAGGCUGCGCUCGGAGAGGACAAGGGUCAGCAUGGACGAGGACGUACUGACCACCUUGAAGAUCCUCAUCAUCGGCGAGAGUGGCGUGGGCAAGUCUAGCCUGCUCUUGAGGUUCACAGAUGAUACUUUUGAUCCAGAACUUGCAGCAACAAUAGGUGUUGACUUUAAAGUGAAAACAAUUUCAGUGGAUGGAAAUAAGGCUAAACUUGCAAUAUGGGAUACUGCUGGUCAAGAGAGGUUCAGGACAUUAACUCCCAGUUAUUAUAGAGGUGCACAGGGUGUUAUAUUAGUUUAUGAUGUCACAAGAAGAGACACCUUUGUUAAACUGGAUAAUUGGUUAAAUGAAUUGGAAACAUACUGCACGAGAAAUGACAUAGUAAACAUGCUAGUUGGAAAUAAAAUUGAUAAGGAAAAUCGUGAAGUUGAUAGAAGUGAAGGCCUGAAAUUUGCACGAAAGCAUUCCAUGUUAUUUAUAGAGGCAAGUGCGAAAACCUGUGAUGGUGUACAGUGUGCCUUUGAGGAACUUGUUGAAAAGAUCAUUCAAACACCUGGACUAUGGGAAAGUGAGAACCAGAAUAAAGGAGUCAAACUGUCGCACAGGGAAGAAGGCCAUGGAGGAGGAGCCUGCGGAGGUUAUUGUUCUGUGUUAUAAACUCUGGGAAACGCCAUCUCUUGCAUAUUUGAUCAGAUAGUGACAUCUUUCUGUAUAUAAACUCUAACUGCUAUUUUAGGGACCUUGCAGUUUGCACAUAUUUGUUUUGUAUCAUGGCAGUAAAUAUUUACAAGAAAUCCCACUCAUUGGCUUUCCCAGGUAAAAUGUUAUGGUAAGCAUGCAAUCUGCAGUCUGUAGUUUUUUAUGUAACAUAAAACUGGUGUACCUUUAUAAGUACACUUGAUUUUAUGAUUUACAUUUAUCAUGUGAUUUUGAAAAAUCCACCUAUCAUAUGUUGAGAACAAGGUCUACUUUUGGUCUUCUUUUUGCUUAAAUACUCCUAUCAAUUACUGAAUUAAUUGGUAUGUAGAAUUCCUAGAACCACUGGGAGAUUACAGGUAUCAUCCAAUUUGGUGAAUUUCUUCAGGAAUAAAAAAGAGCAUGAUUCCACAGCUUUCCUAGGAUGUCUGUUGACAGAUUCUCUUUUAGUACUAAGCAAAAUUCUUUGUACAGGGUGCAAUCCAGGCCAAUUUAUAAUUAAAUCUCUGUUUUAAUGAUGCUUCUAAAAUAGCAUUGAUAUGUUAAAGAAGUUUGAUCUUUUUAAUUUAAUUCAAUGAGUAGCUCAGUUGCUUAACUGGAGUUUUAAUUCUGUGAUAUGUGUACAUUGGAUUCAUGACCCUUUGUGCAGCAUUUUUAGUUAUGUAAUGUUUGGCCGAGUGGCAGUAAGGUUUUUCCUUACUCUGGUUUCAGAAGGAUAUGAAUAGUGUGUCGAUGUAGGUCAUGUUAGUACUUAACACUUUUUAAACCAACACGUUUUGCUAUAAAUGUUGGUGGUGUUUGUCCAGGUACCUCCAUUGUAGCUUGUGUGAUAUUUAUGAUAGCUGAAUCUUAUUACUUCCAUAAAUCGCUUGUUGAUACUCAGAACCUAUGCCUGUGUUUUGAAGGUUGGGGAGAAAAACACUAAAUUUGCUUCCAGAUUUUGAUGUGUAUGGGAAAAUACUGUUACAAUGAAAAUCUUGGUAAUUUAUUGUAACAAGUAGUCAAUAUUUUAUCAAAACCAACUUGUACAGACUAAUAAAUCUUUGCCACAGUAUUCAGGUUUCUAACCUCUAGCUCUUGUACAUUGUAUAUAUAUUUUUAGUCAUAUGUUAAUUUAAUUCACAUUGACCUCUGCUAUUUAAGCCCCCAAAUAAGAAAUUUAUCUUUUCAGGCAAGUUGCUAUAAUACAGAAAUAAUACAAAUUCCUGGGCAGUUUGUUUCCUGUAUGCAGUUACAAUGAAUAAGCUUUUUUGUGGGUCAUCUUUACAAUACAUGUGAUAAUGGAUUUACUCUUUCUAAAAUGUUUCUCUUCGCAUAAGAAAACCUUACAUUCUACUUGGUUCACACUUGUAGACCUCAUUACGUGUGAUUAAGGGUUUUAUACAGUAUGUAUGUUUUUACCAAGUAUAAAAACACUUACUGCUUUAAUGUUGGAAGUAGUUAGCCAACACAUGUGCUUAAGAUUUGUUCAUGUUAUGUUAAAACUAUAGAUUUGUAUAUUCAUGUAGUGUCUGUAUUGACAACACGUUUCUGUUUGUUGCUUUUUGCUUCUUGGGCUAUCUAACCCUUCUGUACAUUGGAUUAUUGCCUUGAUUUGGUCAGAAUUUGGAUACAUAUGGAUCACUUAACUUUUAAAAACUAAUUUUGUUUGAUUUACAUUGUAAUCUUUUAUAGUUUUGAAUAAAUAUAGCCUGCUUUCCCUAGA